Cuscuta campestris is the source of this 1660-nucleotide messenger RNA. NCBI's taxonomy places the organism in Eukaryota, Viridiplantae, Streptophyta, Magnoliopsida, Solanales, Convolvulaceae. The record is from the annotation of a GenBank genome assembly.
AUCGUCAUCAUCAUCUUCUCCCGCCAUCCCCAACCAUUUAUAAACCCCGAAAUCCCAAUUCUCAAUCGUCUCAACCCGUUCCACUGAAACUCCACCAAUUCAAGAACUGAACUUCCAAUCAAGAAUCGCCCAACUCAAAAAUGGUGCUGCGUGUCACCAUCUCCGACGCUCCCCAUCUGAAAGAAGCCAUCCAAGCGGUCCCCAUGCCGGAAUCCAAGAACGUCGUGGUGAUCUGGUGCCCGGAAUACUUCGCCGUCCUGUCCGCCCUUCAGCACCCCCCUCGCCCCGCCGGGGAAAACCCCACCACCCUCCUCAAGCUCCUCCCUCAGAGCUUCCUCACCUACGAAUGCACCGACCACCUCUUCAACGCCGUCCUCAGAAUCGACGAUCUUGAGCACCUCUUCUCCUCCGCCAGGAAUCUGGACGCCGUCGUCUUCUCACAGUCUCGCGAGGUCUGCAAUGGACUCAACGAUUUGGGGUUCUUGCUCGCCCAAUUCCAGAGGCCUCUCGUGCAAGAUAGUGCGGGAGGAGAUCAGCCCAGUAGCGAGGAAGUCAACAGCAGCAGGAUGGCAAUGCAAAUCUAUGGAAAGUUCACAGAGGGCGAAGUGAAACUUGCAGGCGCAUGUCAUGAUCCAUCUCAGAAUCCCCUGCCUCCCGUCGCCACCUUCCUCCCCCCUGCUUUCGGCCGCGUCAUGUCUGCUCUGAAAGCCAAAGGAAUGCCGGCGGUUGCGAUAGUGGUGCACAAGAAGGAGGCGUUCUUCUUGGCGGCGGAGGGAGAAGUGCGGUUUGAGCUGUCGCUGACGGCGGAGAACGGGCUGAAAUGGACAAGGGGGGACGUGGGGAGAAGCCCGGUCCGGUUCGAGUUUCCUAUGGCGAACCUGGACGUGGAACCCGGCUCGAAGCUGUCGGCGGAGGUUUCACUGUACAAGCGGUCGGAGAAGGUCUUCUACCUAUCUCGUCCAAUCGCAAAAGCCUUCGUCCAAUCGCAGAAGGCCAUUCGUAACACAGCACGCCGUUCGCCUUCGUCUCUGUCAGCCAAGCUCAUCAAGGCACCAGUGUUUGUUUUCCGCCCGACAGCCGCCAAUUGUCCUGGUUUGGCCAGGGUACAUUGGUGUUCGUCCAAUGCUGGCAGUCUCAUUCGUCCAGCAACUUCUCCACCUAUUCGUCCGUCUUUCCCUUAUUGUUGGACCGUCAUCAAAUACCCAUCAUCAACAACAGCUGUGGUGCGGUGGUGCGGUGGUGCGGUGGCAUCCUUCGUCUAUUCUCUUUGCCUAAAAUCGUCCGUCGUCAAAAGUUAGUUCCGUCAAUUCUGUUUUAUUGUAUGCAAUCUGGGCAUCAUUAUUGUCCAGUGCGAUCAACGUCCCUAAAAUUUGGACAUCGUUAUCGUCCAGUCCGAUCUACGUCCAAGAAAAAAUCUGGGCAUCGUUCUCGUCCAGCAUUUGGUUGUUUGACUUGUUUGCUAUGUAACAGUCGCAACCAGUCGUACGUACGGCAUGUCAGUUUGUGGGGGUCGGUCGUCGAUCCUCAAUCUGACAACAAUUUGUCCGUUCGUUUGUCAUCCCGCGUGGGAAUCAUUCGUCAUCAAAUUUCGCUUGUUCGUUUGCAUAACAAAUCAAAGUUUUGUCCAAAUUAUUUAUCGAGUUGUUCUAUUUUGUAUUUC